Penicillium longicatenatum is the source of this 2385-nucleotide messenger RNA. RefSeq lists its product as uncharacterized. The record is from RefSeq and is a predicted model, not a curated record. NCBI's taxonomy places the organism in Eukaryota, Fungi, Ascomycota, Eurotiomycetes, Eurotiales, Aspergillaceae. The coding region runs from base 1 to 2385 and encodes 794 amino acids. The transcript is spliced from 2 exons.
AUGGAGGAAUCACCGGAGUCGAUAUUGCUUCACACCGGUAUGAAGACACCUCGUCGCGAAGCAUUCAGUCAAGAUGAUCAUACGCUUCUCGACGACCCAUCCAACGAGAAUGAUCCGCCCGCAGAAAGUACCGCGCACCAAACAGGACAGAACCAGGAUCCUGCGAGAAAAGUCAACGCACCACUACCUCCACAGGCACGGCUGUUAGACCGAUCUUGGUACAUACUGUACCUUGCGCUUGGAUACAUUGGCUUGGCCCUCUUUUCCUGGGUCGUCACUUGCAUUCUAUCAGUCCGUCCUAUCACUGCCAAUCACUACGGCGUUUGGAUAUGGAAUGCUCAAAAUAAUGGCUACGGAUGGACCAGCUCCGACUAUUUCCACUCUCUGUAUGUGCGGAAUGAGCGAUGGUAUCGUGCCGCUCAAAUUAUUCAAUCUAUUGUCACCGUCUUCACUAUCCCGUUGACUUCUGCUGUCUGCUCCAGUGCUGCCGUCAUUUACAUUCAACAGCGACGGGGGCUCAGCCUUCUGCAGAUGAUGACACUCGCAGAUAAGGGCUGGAAUGAUCUGAGAACAUACGGCAGAACCAUCCCAUACCUACCCAUGGAUGGCUGGAAACACUAUGGUAGCGCUUUUCUUCUUCUGGCUAUGUUUGUGAAUGUCCUGGGCGCAGUAAUAUCCCCUCUUCAGGCGAUCUUCUUGUCGUCCACAAUAACCAAGACUCCUACUUGGCCCUCGGAGGUACUCUAUCUCCUUGACAUCCCAGACCAGUUUCAAUCCGAGGUAGACAAUGGAUUCGAUUACAAUUUUGUUGUGGUCAUGACUCGCAGCGCCCUAACCUCCGCCACCGUUUCACAACAACAGGCCCAGCUCUGGCAGGGUGGCAAGGUAUCCUGUGCCUUUACUGACGGGGUCACGAAGCUACCCACAUCCUGUAACAAUGGCGGUGCAACAUUUCAAAAUCUGGAAGAGUUGUCGGACCCCUUUCUGGCGCAAUUGCCCAGUGGUUACAAUACUGGUCUUAUUCGGCAAUUUGCCCCUCGUAUCAAUUCAAGUGCACACUAUGAGAACAUCUCGGCGGAGAACUUUCCAAAGAAUUGUGAUCAAAAAGAUGGGGCUUUUUUCGUUCAAUAUACCAACACGACUGAUAAAUAUUUCUCAGAAACGUGGGGUGUGCAGGCGUGUAUGCCUGCUAAUCUCACCAGUUCACCUUGGAAAUCCACACGAGACCGCCAAGAUUUCACAGAGGAGCUCUAUCUGAAUAUCACAUUAAUCAAUUACGAGUAUAUGCAAUACGGAAGCGGUGACUUUCAGGUCAAUAGCACCUUUUACAAAGUCACUGUCAAUACAACGGGUGGCUAUUUCGAGCUACCGAAUUACAUGAACGGCGGAUCUGCCGGUUCCUUGUUGGACAAAGACCCGAAUACCCUCUGCGGGAAUGAUUGCGAGAUCCAAGGCUUCAGCGACAACAUUUAUGAUCAUGAUGACGACCCCAAACGUAAACGGCGAGGACUGACGAUUUCUGAGGAUAACUCCGUUUCACUGGAGACUGUGACGAAUAAAGGACCACUUCUGACUAUAGCGCUGGCCCUGUUUGGCGAUGGAUCGUUCAUCCAAACCCGUCAAGCAUACCCGCAAACCUUCGCCUCCCCAGAAAUCGAGGCAACUGAAUCAGGCUCUUAUCCCGAUUACAUAUAUACCUGCAAGGACUUGGCACCUCUCGAUCUCCUCAUUAGCGGAGACAUGGACUGUAUCGUCACCGAUGCCGGGGGGACCAACGCAUCCGCACUCGAUGAAGUGGUCGCCAAAUGGAUCAACAAUUUCAACGACCCGGACACUAUGAGCUCUGUGUUCAACGUCGCUGCAUUUUUAGCUAAUCAAGCCUGGAUUAAUAACAAUAUCGAGAGAGCUGUGAUGUCUUUGACAGUUAGUUUCGAUAUGGGGGUCGACACCAAGAUCCCCGUAAUCUCCAGGGCCGGGGUAAUUCUUAUCUCCACCCUUCUUGGUAUCGACGUUUUCAUUAUUUUGGCGCUCGCAACUUAUGCGUGGUGGUCUCCUCGAUGGACAAGAUACAUGGACUCGUGGGCUAUGAUGAGAAUUGGGGCUUCUCUCACUCAAGAUGCCUCGUUGCUCGUUAGUCGGGAGGAAGACAAAGUAAAGGCGCUUGAUGGGAUUCCGGGAUGGAUCGGUGAUAAUUCAGAGAAGCACGAACCAGUUGGUACGUUGGAACUUGGUGGUUUGAGGGCCAUAUCCUCGAGAAAAGUCCCACGGUUCAAUGGCUUCGAUGUGAAUAAGAAGCAGCGGCUUUACAACGAGAGAGUCGAGGCCCAGGCUUACUUCGCCUGGCGGCAUGCACAGAAGAGGAUGCCUGACGCUCAAGAACCAUAA